AUGUAUGGUUUCAAUUUUCCUCCAUGUUUCUUAAAGAAGCAACCUAUCAGUCGUGCAAAAUUUCAGAGGACAUCAAACCCUAAUGUUGCAAUAGCGGAAGGCUGCCCUAACUUGACCAUGUUAAACAUUGAAUCAUGCUCUAAGAUCGGAAACGAGGGUUUGCAAGCUGUUGCAAAGUUAUGUCCUAAUCUACAUUCAAUCUCUAUCAAGGAUUGUCCUCUUGUUGGUGAUCACGGAGUGUCUAGUUUGUUAUCAUCCGCUUCCGAGUUGUCGAGGGUAAAGCUUCAGAUUUUGAAUAUCACAGAUUUUUCUCUGGCUGUUAUUGGCCAUUAUGGGAAGUCGAUAACAAAUCUGGUUCUCAGUGGACUUCGAAAUGUGAAUGAAAGAGGUUUUUGGGUCAUGGGUGUUGCUCAAGGUCUACAGAAACUAGUGUCACUGACUAUAACUUCAUGCCAUGGGGUAACUGAUGCAACCAUCGAAGCCAUCGGUAAGGGCUGCCCAAAUCUGAAGCAGAUGUGCCUUCGCAGGUGUUGCUUUGUAUCCGACAGUGGAUUGGUUGCAUUUUCCAAAUCCGCCGUAUCUCUGGAGAACUUGCAUUUGGAAGAGUGUAACAGGUUCACUCAAUCUGGGGUUAUUGGUGCCCUUUCGAGCAUCAAAGCAAAGUUGAAAUCACUCACAAUUGUGAAGUGUAUGGGAAUAAAAGACAUUGAGGUGGAAAUAUCUAUGCUUUCACCUUGCGAGUCUCUUCGAUCUCUAACCAUUAAAAACUGCCAUGGUCUCGGUAGUGCUAGUUUGGCUAUGAUCGGGAAGCUGUGUCCCCAACUUCAGCAUGUUGAUCUGACCGGACUUUACAGCAUAACAGACGCAGGCCUUCUCCCACUUUUGGAGAAUUGUGAAGCAGGACUUGUCACGGUGAACCUUACAGGUUGCUGGAACUUGACAGAUAACAUAGUUUCCACCAUGACCAGACUACACGGCGGAACUCUCGAAAUGCUAAACCUCGAUGGAUGCUGGAAUAUUACUGAUGCAAGCUUGGUUGCAAUUGCAGACAACUGCCUAUUGCUCAACGAUCUAGAUAUGUCGAGGCGUGCAAUCACUGAUGCCGGUAUAUCUAUUCUCUCUGAUGCCACUCACCUUAGUUUGCAAGUUCUCUCUCUGUCUGGCUGUUAUGAAAUAUCAAACAACUGUGCGCCUUUCCUGAAGAAAUUGGGCCAGAACUUGUUGGGAUUGAAUCUUCAAAACUGCAAUGGAAUUGGCAGCAACACAGUUGAGUUGCUUAUGGAGAGCCUGUGGAAAUGUGAUAUUCUGGCCUAAUUGCGCCAGCGCCGGAACUGCUAUAAAUAAAGAAAGUAUGUAGAUUACUUUUAUCGAAGUAUCGUAAUGAAGCAACAGGUGGUAAUAUUCAGCGUACGAUUUUUGGCUGAUAUGACUAUCAAGGGUGGAUUUGCUAGCAUGGUUUGUGGACUCGGUUGUUUUCGAGGGAGCCUUGGUUUGUUUCUUCACUAGCCCUUUUUCGCAAGCAAUUGUCAUAGAGAAAUGAUUGUUUGUUACAGUCCCUUUUGGCUAUAGCUCCCUGAGAUCACAGUUACUAAGUCAUGGUUGAUGAUGGUGUCCACUCAAGAUAGCGCAUUGCUUAGGUUUUACAUUGUAUAGCUGAAUUGUACUAUUCUGUUUGUUGUAG
This is a messenger RNA of Vicia villosa (hairy vetch), 1681 nucleotides long. Its product is annotated as EIN3-binding F-box protein 1-like. The coding region runs from base 1 to 1314 and encodes 437 amino acids. The record is from RefSeq and is a predicted model, not a curated record. Gene Ontology annotation, biological process: SCF-dependent proteasomal ubiquitin-dependent protein catabolic process. Gene Ontology annotation, cellular component: SCF ubiquitin ligase complex. The transcript is spliced from 3 exons. NCBI's taxonomy places the organism in Eukaryota, Viridiplantae, Streptophyta, Magnoliopsida, Fabales, Fabaceae.